GGCGGCACAGGCGGCGGCGGAGGCGCGCGACGCUAAGGGUAAGUGCCACCGUGCGGAACCCUGGCGGCAAGGCGUUUGCCACGGCGCAACGAUCUGAUAGAAGCACACUGCCUGCACACGGUGACGCGCCCUACGAGUGCGGUCAGAUGCGGCGCACGCUUCACGCAGGGCGGGAUAGCGCUCAAAACCACCGCUCAGCCGCCACGGCGGGCGCGGGCCUGCCCGCGCCCCCCGGCGGCGGCUCCCCGGCCGACGCCCCCAGCCAGGUCUUCGCCUGCUCGCACUGCGGCAAGGUGUUCCUCAUCAAGGCCAACACUGGAGUCGUACGCGGCGUCGCCCGGACAGUGGUGUCUCCGUCGGCGUCGCGAGCUCUUAGAAAGCGUGAGCGCGAGCGUGAGCGUGGGCGUGUGUCGCAGGAGCGCCUGCGGCUGCACCUGCGCGUGCACACGGGCGAGCGGCCGUACGCGUGCUCGCAGUGCCCCAAGCGCUUCGCGCGCGGCGGGCAGCUGGCGCAGCACGUGCGCAGCCACUCGGGCGCGCGGCCGUUCCGCUGCGAGCGCUGCGGCGCCGCCUUCUCCUGCCCGACCAACCUCAAGACGCACGUGAAGCGCCACCUGGGCGAGCGCGACCACGUGUGCGACGUGUGCGGCAAGACGUUCACCCGGCGCGACGGCCUGCGCAAGCACCUCGCCUGCCUGCACGGCGGCGUGCGCGCCUUCCGCUGCUCCAUCUGCCAGAAGGACUUCAAGACCAAGGCCGAGCUGGAGGCGCACCCGUGCUCCGCGCCGCCCGUCGCGGACGACGCGGACGACCCCGACGACCCCAAGGCCGUCGUCUCGGACGCCGCCGAGGUGCUCGUUUCUGUUCGUUGGCCUGGGUGA
This is a messenger RNA of Gryllus bimaculatus (two-spotted cricket), 881 nucleotides long. The record is from the annotation of a GenBank genome assembly. NCBI's taxonomy places the organism in Eukaryota, Metazoa, Arthropoda, Insecta, Orthoptera, Gryllidae.